Messenger RNA from Vollenhovia emeryi, 842 nucleotides. RefSeq lists its product as uncharacterized. Lineage: Eukaryota; Metazoa; Arthropoda; Insecta; Hymenoptera; Formicidae. Bases 94 to 531 code for a protein of 145 amino acids. The record is from RefSeq and is a predicted model, not a curated record. The transcript has 6 exons.
UUCUACGUCGAUGUCGGGCGAAGGAGAAUUCGCGAUCCCGUUUCGUCGUGCGUUUCGUCGUCGUCGCGCGCGACGGAGCGCGAUUGCUGCGCGAUGAAACGCGAGCACGGUGAAACUCGAAGCUGGAGGAGAUCACAGGACAUUCGCAGCUGGAUCAGAAUUCCGUUUCGCAUCAGGCAUAAAUUUUGCAAAUGCAAAUUCCUGAGUCAGCCAUCAGUCUUGGGCUCAAGAAGAUCGCUUUCCACGCUCAAGAACGCUACAUCGGUGGAUGCCUGCGACAAUAACGAAACAAAGUUGUGGGAUCCGUUUCGCUCGAUUCUCAAUCAAUGGAGGACGGCAAGGAGCGAAUUCUGUUGGAUAGAAGUUCGUGCACCGCGCGACCAUCAAAACAGGAUUCGAACAAAUCAGCUUCCACCUCUCAAUGCCAGAGUGAAUUUUGGAGUUCGCUGCAACAGACCGCGUCCAACGAUAGCGCGAGAGACGGCGAUGAGCUUUCAAAAGAGGAACCUAGCGAACAUCUCGAGACUCUGAAAUUCGCGUUUCCGAAGAAGGUCAAGGCUCGUGGAAGAAGAAAAGCGAACGCCAGCAAGCGUAGAGUCACGUUCGCUGAUCAUUAAACUCGUUCGCGCGACGAGCAUUGCGUUACAUUACAUUAAAAACUGCAGCAAAUGCAAAUAUUGUAUUACACACAUUCGACCGACGUCCGAUCGGAUUUUUCUACGUAAUAAGAUUUUUCGAUUUCAAAGGCGCGAGUACGGAUGAUGCGGUUUUAUCGUCAGAAAAUUCUGUAACUGAUAUUUGUUAACGAUACUCUCGAUCAUUAAAGAAACGAUACGAAAUUA